This is a messenger RNA of Hydractinia symbiolongicarpus, 1684 nucleotides long. RefSeq names its product histamine H2 receptor-like. Bases 438 to 1328 code for a protein of 296 amino acids. The record is from RefSeq and is a predicted model, not a curated record. NCBI's taxonomy places the organism in Eukaryota, Metazoa, Cnidaria, Hydrozoa, Anthoathecata, Hydractiniidae. Gene Ontology annotation, biological process: G protein-coupled receptor signaling pathway. The transcript is spliced from 2 exons. Gene Ontology annotation, cellular component: membrane. Gene Ontology annotation, molecular function: G protein-coupled receptor activity.
AAAAAAACUUACUUUACUUGUUUUUCUUAUUUAAAAUUGUUGUACAAGCCUUCGCAUCUUCAAUUUUUUUCUCAUAAAAAAACAGACAGGCGCGAUGUUAUUUAGGACUGGACCCGAUUAUAAAUAAUGACAUCACAUCGUGCAGAAAGUUUAAGCGAGCGCAGAGAACGUUCAUGUUAAGACCUAUAGCUUACAUUAAAUCACUUUUUGUAUGUAAUUUACAUUUAAAUCUUUAAAAAAUGGUUAGUUGCUCUGCGUUUCGAUGUACCAAUUGAUUAGAGAAGUGUAAAGAAGUGAGUUUUUUAAUUUUUUUUUAAUUGACCAGAUAAGAAGUUGACAUGGUACCUAAAACGAGACCUUAUGCGCAGCAGUGGCAUUUUAAUGUAAUACUUUCUUAUAAAUUUUAGAUAAAAAAAGAUUUUGCUGAUUUCAGUAACAUGAAUAUAACGGAAAAAGUAGAAGAGCAUUCUGGUUAUGUGUUUUCAAUACUUGAUGUCGUGUCCAGCAUAAUACUAACAUUAUCUGUGAUUUUCAACUUACUUGGUGUUUACCUACUGAAACAACAUAAAUCUCAACGUAAUAUAAUCCAAAAUUCUAUCCUAGUUUCAAUGAGCUUAUCAGAAGUUCUCAUAGCUCUUGUUGAUAUUGUCUACAUGAUCGCGAAAUUUGCAGGAUUGGACGAAGAGACUUCAAAUAUUUUUGUAUAUUGCGAAGAGGUUGUUGCUGGUCUGUUUUUCACUUAUUAUACAGUUUUAUUUAUGUUAACAUUUGAUAGACUGUUAGCGUUCGUGCUGCUUUUAAAAUACCAUAGCAUUGUGACUAUAAAAAGAACACGGUGUUGUAUAGUUGUUGCGUGGGUUGUCGGAGUUAUAAUUGCUUUUCCAUUCUUCUUUCUGAGUCCAGAUACAUUUUUUGAGACAUGGAAGCGCAGAACAGUAGCGUCUGGUGUUGCAGGCAGAGAAAAGAUGUUUGUUGUGACAACUAUAAUUAUCGCAACUUUCGUUCUACUUGUGGUUAUUCCUGAUAUAUUAUACGCGUAUCGGUUUGUAAUCCACAAAAUAGGAAGCGACACGGAAGAGACCAUUAUUGGAUUGUGUUGGGAAUUAAACUAUCUUUGUGACCCUUGUAUAUACAUAUUUCUUCAGAAAAACAUUCGAACAAUACUGUUGCAGAAAGCCUCAAAAUUAUAUCGUAAAAAAGAAAUUGACAAAAUAACUAUUUUCGACAAUGCUCGAGAUGACAAAAGUCAUAUUUACUCGUUUUCAAAUGAAGUUGUUGAGGAGACCAAAGUUAGGCCCAAUAGUGGAUCAUUUGACACUAAAAUGUAACUCGGGUUUUUUGGACGACAGGAACGUAUAAUUUUAUGUAAACAGAGAAAUACUAGCAUUGUUAUUUCAAACUAUUCUGAAGUCUUGUUUAACUGAGAAGACCGUAUGUUCUGCACACACCAAACCGAAAAAACAUUCUGCCAUUAUGAAUCUUAACGCGGUUUUGCGGCCUGGUCUCUAAUUAUUCUGGCUACACAAUGUUUUCCUUUUUUUUCCUAAAGUUUUGCAGCUGAUUUUUUUACUUGAAAGAAUUAUUUGUCGUGAAGUUUGAGUGUGGAAAGUUUUAACUACGCAGUUAUGGAUGUAGUAACACGGUUAUGUAACAGUUUUUUUAACGAGAAAAAAGCUAAAAAGGA